AUGUCUGCUCCGAUGAUAGCAUGGGAGCCUCUGGUGAACCGCAUCCACAAGUAUUUGACAGGCAGCAAUUCCGCCGCUCAAUCAAUCGACCUUGUACCAGUCGAAACUCAUGACGUCGAGACAGCGCCUGACAAGAGACCCCGGACACUCAAGCAUCUGAUCCGCGCAAACCAUGUGAACCACUCAAUCAUAUACCAUAAUCUUCAGUAUCACAACCAUAUGCCGCACAUCCUCAGUUCUGCAUAUGCUUUUGGUGCAAAUGCCGACCAGCUGCACAAGAUAUAUGCUGAAGAGUCGAAGCAGCUUGAGCCAUGGCAUGAUUCCCCGGCAGAGGUAACCAGUGCUGACUGGCGCGACUUUCUGGGUGAUGCAAGAUACCAACGAGCAUAUGUUGAUUUCUUUGAGGACGAACUGGCUCUGAAUUUUAAUUAUGAUUGGACUAAGGUGGCGGAAGAAUAUCUCUUUAGCGGAAAGCAGCCUUUAAUAAAUGGGCUGAUUGGAGGGAUUGGCCACCCAUUGAUCCACCUGAGCUAUGCCUAUGAAUUCUCCAGCAAAGAAUUGGGGAUGGAGGCAUUAGCCAUGGCCUGCACCUCAUAUAACUACCUCCAUAAAUAUCUCGACCAACCAAGCUACACAAAGCCUUCAACCUAUUCCACCACCUCCCCUCUCGAAAUCCUCCAUAAAAUAGCAGAAGAUAAAAGAUUCGACGGCCUCUUUAAAUCUCGCGGAGCAGAAAACAUCAAAGUUUUAUUCCAGGACCACGAGAAUCUCGUCCUCGAGCACUGGAACGCCUGGGAAAUUGUCGACCCCACCAAACAAUUCCGCGAUUCCCAAGAGGCAGCAAUAGCACUACUACUCCGCACAGUAAAACCUGGCACACACUCCUACGAUUUCUUCGUCGUGCAUAUUCUCACCACCAGCCACGCCGUUAGAAUCCUACUCCCAUUAAUACCCAAGAAGUUCCACAUCAGUCUUGUAAGACAGUGGUGGCUUCUGACAAUUGCUGUUUAUAUUGCCCAGCUGAGGCCGGCGAUUAAUGACGAUAUCGAGGUUAAGCCGGAUAAGCAGUGGAAUUAUGUUGAUCAAAUGGCGGUUAGUGGACCUUGGGCGACGGAUGCUCAUUAUGUCAAAGCUCUACGUGCUAUUAAGGAGGCAGCUUUUACUUGGGGCGAUGUUCAUAGUCGAUAUAUAACAGCAGCUGUCCAUUUUGCGGAUGAUUUCAAGGGGUGGACUGGAUUCGAGUAG
Venustampulla echinocandica is the source of this 1245-nucleotide messenger RNA. RefSeq lists its product as uncharacterized. Bases 1 to 1245 code for a protein of 414 amino acids. The record is from RefSeq and is a predicted model, not a curated record. Lineage: Eukaryota; Fungi; Ascomycota; Leotiomycetes; Helotiales; Pleuroascaceae. Gene Ontology annotation, molecular function: oxidoreductase activity. The transcript is spliced from 3 exons.